ACCCCUGUCUUCCCCCGUACACGCUUGGCAAGGCUACGUAUGCCGAAUCAAUGCAAUCCAAUCCGUUGCUGGAGAGCUUCCAUUUGUCGUGGGAUGAGGCAAGCUUCCAGUUUCCGUGGCAUAAACUCGACGACCCCGAGUUUGCGCCCCUCAAUUCCAAUUCCCCGCCCACGACUAGUGGCUGUCUAAGAGCGGGAUCAUUCUGCCCACCAUGCGGUCGUUCCUUUCGCUUUUCGUCUUUCUGUUUGCGGCCGCAGUGUCGGCCAUCAGCACCUCGGGCAACAGGUUGCUGGUGAUCCUGGACGAUGUUGCCGACAAGGAGAACUACUCCCAAUUCCUCGGGGAUCUAGAGAGCAGAGGAUUCCAGAUCUCCUUCGAGAACCCCAAGAGCGAGUCCCUGGCUCUGUUCCACCUCGGCGAACGGAGUUAUGACCAUGUCAUCCUCUUCCCGACUCGGUCAAAGGGUCUCGGCCCCAACCUGACACCCAACAUCCUCGUCGACUUCAUGAACGCCGACGGCAACGUCCUCGUGACCCUCAGCUCCGGCGUCUCCGCCCCCAGCUCGCUCGUCUCCCUGCUCUCCGAGCUCGAUAUCCAGCUCCCCACCGACCGCACCGGCUUGGUCGUCGACCACUUCAACUACGACACCACGAGCGCAGCCGACAAGCACGACGUGCUCGUCCUCCCGCGACCUAGCCCCAUCCGCCCAGACGUGAAGGACUACUUCGGCGAAGGUAUCGGCAAAGACGCGGUUCUCGCCUUCCCCCGGGGCGUCGGCGCCGCCCUCGGCGCUAGCGAGCUCCUCACCCCGAUAAUCCGCGCCCCGCGCACCGCCUACAGCUACAACCCCAAGGAGCAGACCGAGGUGGUGGACGACCUCUUCGCGGCCGGCGAGCAGCUGUCGCUCGUCUCCGCCUUCCAGGCGCGCAACUCGGCUCGCUUCACGCUUGUCGGCUCGGCCGAGAUGCUGCAGGACAAGUGGUUCGACGCCGAGGUCAGCCAGGCGGAUGGCAAGAAGGCCACCAAGACCUUCAACCGCGAGUUUGCAAAGCGCGUCAGCGGGUGGACGUUCAAUGAGAUUGGCGUGGUGCGAGUCAACUGGAUCGAGCACCACCUUGACGAGGCGGGGGCGACGAACGAGUCCAACCCCGGCAUCUACCGCAUCAAGAACGAUGUCAAAUACACCAUCUCCCUCUCCGAAUACAGCUGGACGACCUGGACCCCCUUCACCGUGCCCACCGACGACGCACUCCAGCUCGAGUUCUCGAUGCUCUCCCCCUUCCACCGUCUCGCCCUACAGGCAGACGCCGCCCACGGCUCGGACUCGGCAGCCGCGUACAGCGCGACCUUCAAGCUGCCGGACCAGCACGGCAUCUUCAACUUCAAGAUCAACCACAAGCGGCCGCUGCUGUCCAACGUCGAGGAGAAGAACACGGUGUCGGUGCGCCACAUGGCCCACGACGAGUGGCCGCGCAGCUUCGUCAUCACGGGCGCCUGGCCCUGGAUCGCUGGUGUCGGCGUCACCGUUGCCGGCUGGGUCGGCUUCUGCGCCCUGUGGAUGUACAGCGCGCCCGUGGAUGGCAAGGGGGGUGUGAAGAAGACGCAGUGAGGGGGCUUGGGAAUGUGAGGUGUGGAGUGGAGAGUGUAUGUUGGGCGGGUAUAGAUGGAGGUAUCUGCUUGUGCUUUUUCUGUUGUUGUUUUGUCCUGUAUACAAGAUACACCGUACCGGAUGCAAGGCGUAAAAUCUAGGUUCUCCCAAAAGCUAUGAAUACACGGAUGGCCACGAACUUGUUC
Molecule: messenger RNA, 1794 nt
Organism: Chaetomium fimeti
Lineage: Eukaryota; Fungi; Ascomycota; Sordariomycetes; Sordariales; Chaetomiaceae
Product: oligosaccharyl transferase-like protein
Exons: 4
Coding region: 212-1609 (465 amino acids)
Cellular component (GO): endoplasmic reticulum membrane; oligosaccharyltransferase complex
Source: RefSeq, a predicted model, not a curated record